AUGUCCGUUUCGGCUCCCACUCCCAAGCUGGACCGCUACAUUGUCAUCCACGUCGCGACCACCUGCGACGAACAUGGUGUCUACGUCACAAAGGACUCUGCAGAGGUGAUUGAAUUGGGGUGGAUUUUGUUGGAUACCAAGACCUGCGAGGAGUUGCAUCGCGAAUCCGUCCUCGUCAAGCCCGUCAACACGCCCAUUACUCCCCUCUGCAGUACUUUCCGCGAUGCCAUCAACCGUUUCGACGCUUUUGCCCAGGAACACCUCAUUAGCAAGAAUCUCGAGUUUGCCUUCGUGACCCUCGACUCUUGGGAUCUCCGUGUCCAGUUGCCCCGCGAGGCCCGCGAUAAGGCCGUCGUCCUGCCUCCGUACCUUCAGCACUCGCGCACUUUUGAUCUCCGUACCGAGUACCAGAGAUGGCAGACCCAUCACCCCGAGUCGUUGCCUUUUGGCCCCAGCUCGCUUGCCAACAUCUGCGCUGCUCUCGAGGUGGAGCCCGUCCAGUCCUCCGCCCCCAUCAAACAUAACCUACCUUUCCACCUGCAGGCUCUGGCCCCCGCUUCCCCCCGCCGCGCUAUGGAGGAGUCCAUCACCCUCGCCCGUGUCCUCCGCGGUCUGAUCCGCAAGUCUCAACCCCCCCAUGAGCACCCCGAGAUCCUUACCCGUCCCAUGGAUGCCCGGGCCGAUGUCCGUGCCUUCCUGGCGGAGCGCAGCAAGGUCUUACACCUCAGCGGUCUGCCCCACGAUACUACUCAGUCAGAAUUGGAGAGCUGGUUCACUCAGUUUGGUGGUCGUCCUAUCGCUUUCUGGACUCUGCGGACGCCUGAUCAGCACAAGCCCACCGGUACCGGAUUUGCCGUGUUUUCGUCCCAUGAGGAGGCCGCUGAAAGCCUCUGCAUGAAUGGUCGUGCUCUCAACGAAAAGGCCAUCGAGGUCUCCCCCUCCUCAAGCCGUGUUCUGGACCGUGCCGCCGAAAUCCUGACUCCCUUCCCUCCGUCAAAGAACCGUCCUCGUCCCGGUGACUGGACUUGCCCGUCUUGCGGUUUCUCCAACUUCCAGCGUCGUACCGCCUGUUUCCGCUGCUCGUUCCCUGCUAUGGCUGCUGCUCCCGACCCGGUUGGAUACGGUGCCUACGGCUAUGGCCCUCCGUCCAUGAUGCCUCCUCACAUGCACGGUGGUGGCCACGGAAUGGGUCACGGCGGCCGUAUGGGCGGCAACGGUGGUGUCGUUCCCUUCCGUGCUGGUGACUGGAAGUGUGGCUCUGAGGGCUGUGGCUAUCAUAACUUCGCCAAGAACAUCAACUGUCUGCGCUGCGGUGCCCCUCGUUCCGGUGCUGCCGUGGUCGCCGACUCGGCCUUCCCGUCUCCAAUGGAUCCUCCUUCUGGCUUCGGUAUGGGUCCUAACGCGAUGGCCAGCACUCCCGCUCCUGCUCCGUUCGCUUCUGCGGCCGGUGCGUUUGGUGGCUUCGGCCAGCAGUUCGGUGCUCCUCCCAGCAACUACGCCUUGCCGUCCGGUCUGGGCAGCGGCCCUGGCGCCGCCUACCCUCCCAUGGGCCAGGUGAGCACUGGUUACGGCUCUGCCAACUCUCACUCCACCGCUUCGUUCGCCAACCCCGCCGCUCAGGCUGCUUUCACUAGCGCUGAUCACAGUGCCCCCACCAGCGCCUCCAACGGUGCUUUUUACGGCAAUGAUGGCAGUGACCCAUUCGCCUUCCUCUCCACUGGUCUCGGUGGUUUGACCGUUGCGGACGAUGCCCACGCUCGCCGGAAUGGUGCGGGUGCUAACAAGUCUCCUGCUUAA
This is a messenger RNA of Aspergillus chevalieri, 1797 nucleotides long. RefSeq names its product putative RNA binding protein (Arp). The record is from RefSeq and is a predicted model, not a curated record. The transcript has 4 exons. Gene Ontology annotation, molecular function: RNA binding; 3'-5'-RNA exonuclease activity. Bases 1 to 1797 code for a protein of 598 amino acids. Lineage: Eukaryota; Fungi; Ascomycota; Eurotiomycetes; Eurotiales; Aspergillaceae.